CAAACCCUUCCUUCCUUCAACCAUCUUCUCAUUUUUAAGCUCCAUGGCCACAGAUCUCUCUGUCAUCUUACCUCGUGUCCUCAUUGUCUCUAGAAGAACCGUUCGAAAGAACAAGUUUGUAGAUUUUGUGGGUGAAUAUCAUCUAGAUCUUAUAGUAGGAUAUGGAGCUGUACCAGUCAUCGUCCCCCGAGUCACCGGAGUUCACAUGUUACUGAACAGCUUCGAGCCAAUCCAUGGUGUCCUCCUCUGUGAAGGAGAAGACAUUGAUCCAUCUUUUUACGAAGCCGAAACACCGAAUUUAUCACCGGAAGAGCUGGAAGAAAUCAGGAGAGUCCAUGCAAGUGACACAGCCAUAGACAGAGAAAAGGACACAAUUGAAUUGAGACUCGCGAAGCUUUGCCUCGAAAGGAACAUACCCUACUUGGGAAUAUGCAGAGGGUCACAGGUCCUAAAUGUUGCAUGUGGGGGUACCCUUUAUCAGGACAUAGGGAAAGAGCUAUCAGAGAAGUGUCCAGAAGAGAAGAGAGUGGUGCAUAUGGACUACAACAACUAUGAUGGUCAUAGGCAUGUGGUUAGGGUUUUAGAGAACACUCCUUUGCACCAAUGGUUUAAUGAUUCUUUGGAUGAUGAGAAAAUGCAGAUUUGGGUUAAUAGCUAUCAUCAUCAAGGUGUCAAGAAACUUGCUCAACGUUUUGUUCCAAUGGCGGUUGCGCCGGACGGUCUGAUCGAAGGGUUUUAUGAUCCAGAUGCUUAUAAUCCUGAAGAGGGUAAGUUUAUAAUGGGGCUCCAGUUUCAUCCAGAGAGGAUGAGGGGAUCAGAUUCUGAUGAUUUUGAUUAUCCAGGGUGUCCUGCUGCUUAUAAGCAAUUUGUGAAGGCAGUGAUUGCUUAUCAAAAGAAGCUUAGUGGCUCAGUAAGUGUGAUCAAGUCACCAAAACUUGAUCAAGAAGUGGAGAAGAAGAGAAAAGUUCUAGUUAAAAGCUUCUCUCUUGCUAGAAAUCUAUAUGUGGGAGGCCGUGGAAUGCAACCCUGUAAACAAUCUGAACUUGAAGUUGGAGCAGAAUUUCUUGAGUCAAACACAGCCUUGAGUCUGCAACAAGAGAACAGGCUGAAGCAGAUGGGUGCAACAGUGAGGAAUGCAUCAUCCUACUUGGACAGAUUGGAGUUGAAUGGGGAGAGAGAGAGGCUAGCUAGAAAUAUGAUGGGGAAGAUGUCUGUUGAACAGUUGUCAGAUCUGACGUCAUUCUAUCACAUGAUGGGGCGUGUUUGUUCUGAAUGCGGAAACAUACCGGACAUCGGCUACCCUUUCUGGGGAGGAACCCGGCCGGAGUACUGUGGUCACCCCGGGUUCGAGCUCACUUGCCAGACCGAUGCAUCCCUGCUCACAAUCAACUCAACAACAUACCGAGUACUCGCAAUUCAAAACACAUCACGAGAGCUCACAGUUGUUAGAAAUGAGUUCUGGAACAACACUUGUCCCACAGAUCUCCACAACUCCACCUUAGACACAACAAAUUUCACCUACAGCACCAAUUCACAGGAGUUGACGCUCUAUUAUGGUUGUCCUGCUGUUCUCACACAAGUGCUUCCCAAUCAGUUUAAUUGUAGUAACUCCAUAAGUUAUUAUGUGACUAGUAGUGUUACAUUACCCAACUCUAUUAAUGGCUCUGUGACAUGCGCUACCAGUGUAAUUGUUCGAGUCAAUCAAUCAGCAGCUGCGGCUUUGGCAAACGUCACGCCAUCGAUAACUAUUGGAGCAGCUCUUAAUGGUGGUUUUGGGUUGCAGUGGUCGGCAAAUGAUACGUAUUGCAGCGAAUGUGUUGAUUCCGGUGGGCGGUGUGGGUACAAUUCGAGUACCAGUUCGUUUGCUUGCUUUUGCUCGGAUCAACCUUAUGAGUUUAAAUGUGACUGUGUAGUCUUCAAAACUUCCACAACUCUCUCUCCAAACAAACAAAAAAAAAAUAAAAUAUAUAUAUAUAUAUAUAUAUAUAUAUAUAUGAAUCCCCAAUUCUCCAUUUUUCCAUUCUUGUUCAUAACCUUCAUUUUAAUCCAUAUCCCAACAUCUUCAUGUGCCGAUGAUGAGCAAUAUGUGAACUGUACUCAGCUGCUCCAGUGCGGAAACAUACCGGACAUCGGCUACCCUUUCUGGGGAGGAACCCGGCCGGAGUACUGUGGUCACCCCGGGUUCGAGCUCACUUGCCAGACCGAUGCAGCCUUGCUCACAAUCAACUCAACAACAUACCGAAUCCUCACAAUUGAAAUCGCAACAUGGGCACUCACAGUUGCUAGAGAAGAAUUCUGGAACACCACUUGUCCCACAGAUCUCCACAACGCCACCUUAGAUACAUCAAUUUUCAACUACAGCACCAAUUCACAGGACUUGACGCUCUAUUAUGGUUGUCCUGCUGUUGUCAUGCCAGGGCUUCCCAAUCAGUUUUAUUGCAGUAACGCCAUAAGUUAUUAUGUGACUAGUAAUGUUACAUUACCCAACUCUAUUUAUGGCACAUGCAAUACCAGUGUAAUUGUUCGAGGCGAUCAAUCCGCAGCUGCGGCUUUGGCUAGCCUCACGCCAUCGAUAAGUAUUGCAGCAGCUCUUUAUGGUGGUUUUGGGUUGCAGUGGUCGGCAAAUGAUACGUAUUGCGAAGAAUGUGUUGGGUCCGGUGGGCGGUGUGGGUACAAUUCGAGUUCCAGCUCGUUUGCUUGCUUUUGCUCGGAUCAACCUUAUGAGUUAAAAUGUGACCUCUCAAUGACUCUUCACUGUCCACAAAUGCCUCUCUCUCUCUCCUCCACUCUCUCUCUCUCCUUCUCUACACUUGUCACCGCCGUCCUCCUCCUCUUCUCCGCCCACCUCACCACCUCCUCCGCCGCCGACGAUGUCACUUACCCAAAUUGCACCAACACCUUCACUUGCGGUUCCCUCCAAAACAUCACCUACCCGUUCACCGGCGGCGACCGCCCGGACCACUGUGGACUACCGGAUUUCCACCUCAGCUGCCGCGACAAUAUCACCGAGUUCACCACCAAUUCGGUGACCUAUCGUGUUCUCCAAAUCAACCAGAGUGAGAAAGCCCUAACCCUAGCCAGGUCAGAUCUAUGGAACAACACUUGUCCCCGGAAAUUCAUCAAUUCCACUCUCAAUUCUUCGGUUUUCGAUACGAGUGUGGGGAAUGUGGAUCUCACCUUGAUCUACGGCUGUUCUUCGAUUCUGACCGUUAAGCCUCUCAAUCUUUUUGGCUGCAAUGUGAGUGGUGUCAAUGGUAGUGAUGCGUUUUACUUGAAUGGGCCGGUUCCGAGUGAUCCCGUACUGAAAUUAUUUGCGUGCAAUGUUAGUGUCACGGUUCCGGUGGUCGGAGACGCCAGCAAGCGGCUCGCCGGCAACCGGACGACACUUGGGGAGGCUUUGAUGGAGGGUUUUAAUGUCAAUUAUAACGAUCCCUAUGAUAAACAGUGUUUGGAAUGUAUUGGGUUUGGUGGGCAAUGUGGAUUUAGUUCGAAUUUGGGCGAACCUGUUUGUAUUUGCGACGGCGAUAGAGUUUGUUCUGUACCAAGUCCUGCAACAGGGGGUUCUGGUACUCAGACAAAUGUGCCACUUACAAUAGGUCUUGCCCUAGCAGGUGCUGCCAUUUUUGGUAUUGGCGUAGGAUGGUGUAUCUUCUCUUGGAGACAACGAAAGAAAAGAAGACUAGCUGCUCAAUCUGACCAAACUAAAAGCAAAGAUUCUUUGAUUCCUUCUUCAAGCAAAGCCCCUACUACUGUUCCUUCAACCAAUUUAUCUCAAAGCAUUCCAUCUUAUCCCUCUCUGUCCUUGAAGUCGUCUGACCUUGAAAAGGGGAGCACCUACUUUGGAGCUCAUGUCUUCAGCUAUGCUGAACUCGAAGAAGCUACAGACAAUUUUGACCACUCAAGAGAACUUGGAGAAGGUGGCUUCGGCACUGUUUACUAUGGCAAGCUCCAUGAUGGCCGUGAAGUUGCAGUGAAGCGCAUGUUCGAGAACAAUUUUAAGCGUGUAGAGCAGUUUAUGAAUGAAGUUGAGAUCCUGACUCAUUUAAGGCACAACAAUCUCGUGAAGCUGCAUGGAUGCACGUCGAAACGAAGCCGAGAACUCCUCCUUGUUUAUGAAUAUAUAUCUAAUGGAACAGUGGCUGAUCAUCUUCAUGGAAAACAAUCAAAUUCUGGUUCGCUUUCCUGGCCUGUUCGGUUGAGCAUUGCCGUAGAGACAGCUGAAGCGCUGGCUUACCUCCAUGCAUCAGAUAUUAUACAUCGUGAUGUCAAAACCAACAACAUUCUCCUAGACAAAGAUUUUCAUGUAAAGGUUGCUGAUUUUGGGUUGUCCCGACUGUUCCCCACCGACGCCACCCAUGUGUCAACCGCUCCACAAGGUACACCUGGCUAUGUAGAUCCCGAGUACUACCAAAUCUACCAACUCACCAGCAAGAGCGACGUUUAUAGCUUUGGGGUGGUCUUGAUUGAGCUCAUCUCAUCAAAACAAGCCGUGGACACUAAUAGACACCGGCAUGAUAUUAAUUUGGCUAAUAUGGCCAUCAGCAGAAUUCAAAAUCAUACAUUACAUGAGUUAGUCGAUCCUUCCCUCGAGUUUGAAAUGAAUAGUUCUGUAAGAAGGAUGACCACGUUGGUGGCAGAGCUGGCAUUUCGAUGUUUGCAGCAUGAGAAUCAGAUGAGGCCUUCGAUGGAAGAAGCGCUGGAGGCUUUGAAAAGAAUUCAGAGUGAAAUGUUGAAUGGACAAAACGCAGAGGUGGUGGACAUUUUAGUGGAUGAUGUUGGGGUUUUAGAGUCUAACCUUCCCCCCAUGUCACCAGAAUCAGUGGCGACAGAGCAAAGGGGUAGUGAGUCUACACCUCAUUCUAGCAGUUGAUGUUUUCUUAAUUUUUUUUUGCUUGAAUGUUAAAUGUAGUGUAAUAGUAUUGUUAAUUCUCAUGAUCAGAUGUCGCCGAGACACCGAGUGGGUUAGAACUUAGAAUCUCAUUGUAUUUUUAUUCUAUUUUGUUGUUAUAUAGUAGAUAAAUAUGAUGCAUCUUUUUAGAGAUACAAAGCUUAAAGGAAAUGUACAUUGCAAAUGGAGCUGUCAACAACCUAAUUAUGUUCAUAUAUUGAAUUUAUUUGUACACA
Cornus florida is the source of this 5124-nucleotide messenger RNA. RefSeq names its product LEAF RUST 10 DISEASE-RESISTANCE LOCUS RECEPTOR-LIKE PROTEIN KINASE-like 2.7. The coding region runs from base 44 to 4870 and encodes 1608 amino acids. The transcript is spliced from 10 exons. NCBI's taxonomy places the organism in Eukaryota, Viridiplantae, Streptophyta, Magnoliopsida, Cornales, Cornaceae. The record is from RefSeq and is a predicted model, not a curated record. Gene Ontology annotation, biological process: protein phosphorylation. Gene Ontology annotation, molecular function: protein kinase activity; hydrolase activity; ATP binding.